This is a messenger RNA of Cladocopium goreaui, 621 nucleotides long. Lineage: Eukaryota; Dinophyceae; Suessiales; Symbiodiniaceae. The record is from the annotation of a GenBank genome assembly.
AUGUGCCAUGUCAAGGAAGCGAUUCGAAUCAUUCUGCAUUGCCUGGUCGUUUGCCGUACUAUUGGAGGUGCUGAUUCCAUCGACCCCAAAGCAGUUGUCUCGGAGCUCUUCGACGUCGAGUACGUACGGAUCAACGAAUCUCAACAUGUGCAGGAGCUUGAACGCACUGUAGAGAAGUUCUCUGAAAUUCUGGAGAACAAUCUUGACAGAUCAGGCAAAGCACAGCUCGUUUUCAAUUUGUACACAGUCAAGACUCGAAAGCAGAGCCUAUGGAACCGCAUUGUGGGGAGCGAUGAGAAAACCGUCUUUGAACAGUGGAGAAUUCCAGUGGCGGUGCAACCGUUGAACAGGUAUUUGAAUCCUGCAGACAACCUGAGAGAGGAGGCGAACUUACAGGCCUCUGCUUCUCAGCAAGUUCAGCAAGUCCUUCAUUACAUCAUCGCGAGAGCGAACACCAAGGUGGACCAUCUUCCAUCUCCGGAGAAAGACACGGUCUCCUACAAGUUUGAGGUGGCCUUCUUGUCUGGUGAUGGAAAGGAGAUAGGCACAGGAUCGUUACUUCCUCAAGGCUUGGGAUCCUCUAUCAGCCAGACGAUUCGUCACCUACCGAAGUGGCCUUAG